This is a messenger RNA of Populus trichocarpa (black cottonwood), 1939 nucleotides long. RefSeq lists its product as uncharacterized. Lineage: Eukaryota; Viridiplantae; Streptophyta; Magnoliopsida; Malpighiales; Salicaceae. The coding region runs from base 10 to 1851 and encodes 613 amino acids. Gene Ontology annotation, molecular function: ribose-5-phosphate isomerase activity. The transcript has 14 exons. Gene Ontology annotation, cellular component: intracellular membrane-bounded organelle. The record is from RefSeq and is a predicted model, not a curated record. Gene Ontology annotation, biological process: pentose-phosphate shunt, non-oxidative branch; D-ribose metabolic process.
UAUUUUUAUAUGUUUAUUUUUAUCUAUUCGAACAAACUCUUUUUUCUCUCCUAUUAUCUCCAAUUUUUUCUACAUGAUUGUAAUCAAAAGCUACCUUAUAACCAUGGGAUUCAGCCGAUUGAAUUGGAAGCAUUUCUUUGGCUAAACUUGGUUAAAGCUCAAAAUAUGGAGAUGGAAAGUAAUUCUAUGGUAGAUGUACCGUUAAAGAAAGACAUAAAAGUGUCUUCUAGUGAUAAUGAGAAAGUAGACGAACAUGGUGUCAGUGGAGUUUUAUUAAAUGGGGAUGGGGAAGUAGAAACACCAAAGAUUGGGAUGGUUUUUGCCUCUCAAGAAGAAGUUCGUGAUUAUUAUAAUAGGUAUGCCCAGCGUGUAGGCUUUGGAAUAAUGCGACGAAGUUCAAGGUGUGAUGAUGAUGGGCGAUUGACAUAUAUUGUACUUUCAUGCUCGCAAUGUGGUAAGGACCGAGGAAUUCCAAAGAGUAGGUUCCAAUGGAAGCAGACUUCUAAAACGAAUUGCAAAGCGAAGAUUAAUCUUGUACUGAAUCCUCAAGGACAGUUCCAUAUAUGUAAUGUUGUUCUUGAUCAUAAUCAUGAACUGACUCCAGGACAGUUACACCCAAACAUCUGUAAAAAGAGUAAACCCUUUCGAACGAGAAAGGGACGUGAGGGAAAAGAACAGGCUGGAAUGAUGUUGCAUCCAGAUUUUCGGUCAAUUUUUGGUGAACCUCUGGGCAGUGAGACUGCAUCACCAGAUUCUGUAAUGCAACGACCCAGCUUUUCAAAUCAUUUGCUGAAUGGUGACAAGCAUCUUCUUUGUUCUUACACUGGCCUCCCCACAGGGGAAAUCAUAUCCAAUCGUCUCAAGAGGAGAAGCCCAGCCCUUGAAGGUUCCCAAAAUUCCCAAGACUACUUAAGGCAUGCCCUUGCCAAAAGGGCUGUGGCACUUGUUAAAUCUGGAAUGGUGAUUGGACUAGGCACUGGAAGAACCUUAACCCUUGUCAUUGAGGAGAUUGGAAAACUAAUUCAAGAAGGAAAGUUGAAAGACAUUGUUGCAGUGGGUACAAACUACCAGUCACGCAUUACAGCUCGACAAUAUGGCAUGACAACUGUUGAUCUGAAUGAUGUGAAUGACAUUGACAUUGCAUUUGAUGUGGUGGAUGAAGUCGAUAUCAACAAAAACCUAUUGAAGUGCAGGGGAGCUAAUCAUACUGUGCAGAAGGUGAUUGAUUCAAUGGCAAAAGUGUGUAUUCUAUUGGUUGAACAUACAAAGGUUGUUCACCGGCUUGGUAACAAUAUUCCAGUAGCGGUGGAAGUUCUCCCUAUUGCCGUGUCACCUGUUUUAAGGCGCCUCAUUGCUCUUGGAGGAGUUCCUGAAAUUCGUUCUGCUUCGAGAAAGGAUGGCUCGGUAAUCACAGAUCUUGGGAAUAUGGUCGUAGAUGUUAGCUUCCCAAGUGGAAUACAGAAUCCUGCUGACCUUGAGAAGAACAUUAACAUGAUACCUGGUGUAGUUGAUAAUGGCAUUUUUUCUUCGGUUGCGACAAUAGUGCUAGUUGUUGUCAGAGACAGAGUUAAUCUGGUGGGUAUGCAAGCAUACUCAUCUGGGUACAUAACCGCAGGACAAAUCACAGAUAGAGAGGGGGGGGUCCUUGUGCUAAAAUCUAGUGGCUAUGAUGGCAUACUGUCAUAUUUUUUUCAACUGGUUAGCUUCGUAAGCUGCAAAGCCACUUAUGUUCAUUUCUUUAUGGCUGGGUUAAUCAGAAAUCAGAAAGUUCGCUUAGUAUUGUGCUCUCUCCACGUUAUCAUUCAGGAUUGGAUUUGUAAGAUGUAUAAAAUUGGCUUGAGGACACUUUGAUCCGAGAACCAGAGAGUUGCAUGAACAAAUUAGAAACUGAUGGCAGCCAUACCUCGCACUCAAAUCUCUAAAACAUCCUGUAUUUCUA